Somion occarium is the source of this 491-nucleotide messenger RNA. Lineage: Eukaryota; Fungi; Basidiomycota; Agaricomycetes; Polyporales; Cerrenaceae. The record is from the annotation of a GenBank genome assembly.
GUCUACCGAUAUUCACCGUCACCGACAUCGUUCGUCACUUCUGCGACUGCAAAGCCCAAAAUGUCCGCCCGCGUACACUACCAACCUGUUCCUCCAACCAAGUCCUUCGUGAAUGUGGCCAGGACAUGGGCACCUAGUGCUAUUUUCUGGGGCGCAGCUGCCGGAAUCUACGGGCUUUACUUCUUGUCCGUAACUCCAUUGGUGAAGCGUGAGUUCCUGGUGAAGGUCCCGGUCAUUGGCAGCUAUUACGAGGAUAAGACUCCCGCCUCUGACAAGCCAUUCUAACAAGAUGGCCUAUUUAAUUACAACGCGGUACAUCAACGCUAGAAACAAUUCAUCGAACUAUUCGGCAUCAAGAUACCGUACUACAUCUUGCAUGAUCUACAAUCCUAAUAGAUAGAUGUCAAAUGGGCAUACGCGAAUUCAUAUCACAACUUAGAGGGCAUCCAUUCUGAGCGCUCAAAGCCGCUCGUUAGGUCAAUGCCCAACUU